Messenger RNA from Laetiporus sulphureus 93-53, 3312 nucleotides. RefSeq lists its product as uncharacterized. The coding region runs from base 1 to 3312 and encodes 1103 amino acids. NCBI's taxonomy places the organism in Eukaryota, Fungi, Basidiomycota, Agaricomycetes, Polyporales, Laetiporaceae. The record is from RefSeq and is a predicted model, not a curated record. The transcript has 8 exons.
AUGGACGGUGAGGGCAAGCUCUGUUUCAAGGAUGCGGAGGAGUUUCGCGAAAUCCUCAACAUAACUUCGAGCUCGAAGAAGCCGCCAAAGGGCUCUUCCGGAAAGCCAGUCCGCCGCGACAUGUUCAAGAAGGUAUAUCCCAUUAGAAGGGCUGGUGCCACAACAGUCAAACGGAGUUGGCGAGAGAGGCAGAUGUAUCAAGCAUUCAUUAACGUGGUGAAAGACAACGAGCUCUGUCCGGGAUACAAGUUCACAUCGCUCGCGGACAAGGGCGACAAGGAUGAUCCGACGAAGCAAAGAGUUGACGUGGUGAUGUUCAAGGAGGUGGCCCCGACAAAUAGCGCAACACACUGGGGCGAUCAAGCGCUGUGGAUCGAAUUCAAGAGAGAUGGCGCCGCAGAUCCAUUCAAAGGCGACAGGCUGGCGGCCAAGAAGUUGAGACGUGCGGAUACAUGGGCACAGCUCAUCACGUUCGCGGCUAGAGUCUUCGAGACCCAACACCGGACCCAUCUCUAUUCCAUCCUCGUUUGCGGUCGCACCGCCUACAUCAUGCGCUGGGACCGAUCGGGUGUGCUGGUGACGAAGGGCUUCGACUACAUCGCGAAUGAUGAGCUGCUGGCCGAUUUCCUCCGCUCAUUCGCGCGCAUGACUCCUACACAACAAGGCUACGACACCACCGCUGAGCCAGUCGAGCUUGGCUCCGAGGACUACGUACGGAUGGAUAAUGCGGUGAACGAAUGCAAGAACACGUUCGACUGUGCGAAGGACUACUUCAGGGCGUCGUUGGCUGACGGUGCUCCGCGGUGGCGGGUGAGGGUUGAAGGAUAUGCGGAGCCUUUCCUGAUUGGCAACCCUCAUUUCAGAUCAUGGGGAGUGUUUGGCCGUGGCACGAAGGUAUUCGUCGCCUACGAGGCUAUGAAGGACAAGUUCUUCUGGCUUAAGGAUGUGUGGCGCAUCGACCUGGACAGCAUGGAGAAGGAAGGGAAGAUCAUCACAGAGCUGCACGAGGUGGGUGAGGAGGAUAUCAUCCCGACGGUGAUCUGCCAGGGGGAUGUCUCGCAUGAGAUCAACGACGAGCGUGUUGCACAGUCGACGCUCGCACAAAAGUACUUCAAGAAAGCCCACGAGGAGGCACGCAAGGAGCGGAAGGCAAAGACAGUUGAAACGAAGAGACGGCAAGGGCGGGCAGCCGCAGGAAACAAGCUUUCUAAUCGCAGCUCGAAGCGGGCCCACAGUGUCGCGAAACAGAGCAAGGGGCGGAACCAGGCAAACGAAGCAAGCUCGACGGAUGGAGUAACGAAUACCAUCGAUGGGCCCGCGCGAAGCGACGAGCAAGAACACGUUGUUGGACAGCCCAGCAUCAAUGAUGGUGAGGAGAACAGAGCGGGCACGUCACGCUUUGCUCGCACCUCGCUGGAACAGCAACACACGCGCUCGAGUUCGCCGCAUGCAGACGAAGCCAUAAAUGACGAGAAUUCGACAGUGAAGGAAGCGGCUCAGUCGCCGACGACAGAACAGGAGACAGCUCAGCCUUUCAUGUCCAAAGGUGGCGUCGUCCAGCGUUCGAGCCCUGCAAAGGGAUUGAUUCAGCCUUCCGCGACAGAGCACUCAUCGGCGCUUGAGGGCGGAGGCGUCGCUAGCCAGAACCUUAGCAACGUCGCAAGUUCCUCAUGUCAAGAGCAAGCAUCCGCUGAAGACGAGGAUACCGAUGCCACUCCGCUUGGCUCUAAGCCAUCAAUAAUGAAGUAUACACACUACCGGCUUGUCGAAAAAGAAGUCGGCAAGCAUCUCGAAGAGUUUCGCGACGGUCUUCACCUACUCUCCGCUGUAGGUGAUGCCCUCAUAGCAUAUUCGCAGGCGGUGACGAAAGCGAGGCGUGUUCCUCUGGAUGUCAGCCCCAACAAUAUUGUCGCCGUAUUCCUCAAGACAACCCGUGGUGGUAAGAUCCAUGUCGUUGUGCGUGGUCUUCUCUUCGAUUGGGAGUUCUCAAAACUGUUGGAGGAUGACCCAGCAUUAAAAAAGCGACGACAGAUCGAUCGUACCGGUACAUGGCAGUUCCAAUCCGCCAUGGUUCUCCUGCCGCCAGCCAAGUCCGUCGAGAUUGCAGACGAGCUGGAGUCCUUCUUCUACGUUCUCCUAUAUUGCUCAUUGCGAUAUAUCCACAAUACCUGCAGUGACCUGGCUUCAUACAUGCCAUUGCUCUUCGAUUUUGCGGUAUUCUCUAACGGCGACUACUGGUGCCCGAGCCACAAGGAUCUUAUCGUAACCACUGGCAAACUGACAUUCCUGGCCACAGAGGUCCACUUUCUCUCCGCAGGACUUGAAAGGGGUGCAGAAGUCGGGCUUCGAAACAGCCAUCCGUUGAAUGAUGUUCUUUCCAUACUGUUGCACUGGUUCAAGGCACGCUACACUGUCUCGCGAGCCGAGAGCAAAUUAGCCCCGCCAGAGUAUCUGAUACAUGCUGCCGAAGACAGGUCGGGUUCUUUGCAGACCUCUGCACGUGAUGGCGAUGAGGAGAAGACAAGGACAAGUGCUACACAAAUGGCCGAGAACCAAGCAGUCCGGGAGAACAUCGGUGCCAAAGUGAUGGCUAUGGAACGGGAACAGGCGCGCAAGCUUGCGACGCACAACGCCAUGUUGAACCUGAUUGCGAAUGCUAUCGUCAAACGGAAGUGGCCUCAAAAGGACAGAGCGGGUGAUCAACUACCAGGUCACAGCCACGAAAAGAGGAUUCUGCCCAAGAAGACAACGAGCCGUGCACCUGCGCAUGAUCCGGACGCCAUUGCUAUGCGCCCUCGUCAGCAGAAGCGCACUGCCCAUGCGAGCGUCCACGAGGACAGCUCUGACGACACCGACGAACGUCCAGCCAAACGACAAAGGAAAACCCAUGCUCCACGGUUCACUCACGCAUCGAGCUCUCGCGGCACGAAGCGCGGAGCUUCAGACAAUGACAGCUCUGACGGUCCUUUGGAACCGCCAGGGAAACGUGUCCGGACAUCGCGCACCGCUGCUCCGGUGAGCCAGUCGUGCAGCGCACCAGCCGCGUCGGGAUCUCGCACCAGCCACUCUCGUCCCGCAUCGAAGCCUUCAUCGCGGACCCGCAAGGCAGAUAUAUCCACGCCGCCUCCCCCUGUACCGGCUCGCAGUCGUGGCAGCGCGAAUGCACCAGUUGCGUCUGGCUCUCGUUCGAAUCGCUCACGGGCCGCCGAAGACCAAUCGUCUACCGAGAAGGCUACAGAUGGGGUCAUAAGUGGCGCGAGAAGGUCCAUGCGAUUGUCUGCGAAGGAUAAGGGUAAGGCGCGGGCAUACUAA